Molecule: messenger RNA, 2123 nt
Organism: Hippocampus comes (tiger tail seahorse)
Lineage: Eukaryota; Metazoa; Chordata; Actinopteri; Syngnathiformes; Syngnathidae
Product: CD82 antigen-like
Exons: 9
Coding region: 198-965 (255 amino acids)
Cellular component (GO): plasma membrane
Source: RefSeq, a predicted model, not a curated record
GAACGUAGGAGAUGCCCUUACUGUCCACCCACCUUGAGCCUCCCCGACAGCAGCUAAAUUGUUGUCGGCGUCGGUUGUGGUUAUACACUACGGUCAGAAGCCCGCUUAGAGCAGACAGGAGCCGCACAGAGCUCUCAGCUACACACAUUCAACUGCUACAACUUUUCUCUGCACUUCUUCCAAAUCAAUAGAGCAUCAUGGGGAAAGGCUGCGUGACGGCGAUCAAGUACUUCCUGUUCCUCUUCAACCUCAUUUUCUUUCUUCUUGGGGCCGUCAUCAUGGGCUUUGGAUUGUGGCUCCUCCUGGACAAUCAGAGCUUCAUAGUUGUACUCAAUGACUCCAUAGCUGUCAAGGCUGCGUGCUACAUCCUGAUUGGAGUCGGCACUUUUGCUAUGCUUUUGGGCUUCCUCGGCUGCUUGGGAGCUAUUUAUGAGAUCCGCUGUCUGCUUGGCCUUUACUUCACCUGCCUCUUGUUGAUCCUCAUUGCUGAGAUUGUAGCUGGCGCCCUCAUCUACUUCCAGAAGGGUGUGUUAAAUGAAGAGAUGUCCAAGAUUGUAUCCAAGGUCCUGGACAACUAUCCAGGCAACAACUCGACCACAGAGCAGGCGUGGGACUUCAUUCAACGAAAUAUGGAAUGCUGUGGCUGGAAUGGUCAAAGCGACUGGAACGGAAACAUGGUGAUCAUCAACAGUUCGCAGCUUCUGUUUCCGUGCUCGUGCCGCAACUCCUCCCUCGCGACCGGAAACGUCUCCGAGAGCGGAUUCUGCGAAGCUCAGACACCCGACUGGCCCGUAUACGACACGGGUUGCGCUGUCAGCGUAGAGAGCUGGCUCCUCACCAACAUCGGGGUUGUCCUGGGAAUCUGUAUUGCAAUCGCUUUUAUUGAGCUGCUGGGGAUGAUUCUGGCCAUCUGCUUGUGCAAGAAUAUUCACAGGGAGGACUACACCAAAGUGCCAAAGUACUAAAGUUCACCACACUGAGUUUGGCUUGAACUGGAGCUAAUAAGGCAUUUAUCCAGUCAAUUUUCGGUUGAAAUGUUUUGUCAAAAUGUAAACUUAUGUGUUUAGCUUUACAUUUAGUUGAAUCCCUCUUAGGAGGUAUGUUUUUCUCAGACCGGUCUUGCUUGAAGCACUUUAGAAAAGUUUUGCUUUUAAACUUUUGAUCCGAGAAGUGAUGUUGCAAAUGUUUUGACUGGUUUCGAGGAACCUGCGGGAGUUGAAAAAAAAAGAAAAAAAAAAAAGAAUUACAAAGAUGUGUGGUCAGCUGCUGGUCCCGUGAUCGGUAUGGCAUUCUUAAAGUUUGGUUUUUACUUUUUAAGUUUCAUUUUUGAGAUUCUGCAGCCGAUUUACGCAGCUGUCAAAUCCUUCAAAUGUCAUGUUUUUUUUUUUAAUAUACCAGCAUUGUGUAUGAUUACUUUGUAUAUAAUUUAAUUUAGUAUUUCUUUGAGCUUGACCCUAAAGUACUUCCGCGUUUAUCAAUGCAAGCUGGUUGCUCAUUGUACUUUGAAAAUGUUCAUUCUCUUAUUUUGAAACUUAUUGGCUGCAACAGAAGUAAUGUGAUACUGAAGAAAAACAUUAAGUGAUUUCUAAUGAGGAUGAGCAGGAACAUACACAGACUUGUUUACUUUAAACUUGCCAUGAGCAAAGUGGGUAGAAUUGAUUUACAUUUUUUUUCCUACAGAUUUUGAAAUUGUUUUAUACUGCAAUUUAUUUGUACCGGUAAUCCAAUUUUAACUUUUCACCCGAGAACAUGUGGUAUUUUUGGUUUGUAUCAAUUUCUCAUCCACUAUGUACAGUGAGUAGAAAAACACCCCACAUUAACUCUCUAAUGGUGUUCUUAAAGCUAUGUCUUUUCUUUUUUUUUUUUUUUUUUGUAACAAUGUAGACGGGUCUGGUAUGAAGAAUUUUGGACUCACAACAUUCAUUCAAUUCUGUUUCUUUUGCCAAUAACGUUAUUGUCAUUGGAUGAAGUCGAAAUGCCGGGUACUUUUUGUAUGUCCGACGUAACCUAAUACUUCUGCGACUUCACACACCGCCAUGUUGGUGCAUCGUUUUCAAAGCGCAUUGGGUUUUUUUUUUUCCUUUCUUAUUGAGUGCUUGAAUAAAGAAUACUCCUCAUCUCAA